Messenger RNA from Parascedosporium putredinis, 855 nucleotides. The record is from the annotation of a GenBank genome assembly. Lineage: Eukaryota; Fungi; Ascomycota; Sordariomycetes; Microascales; Microascaceae.
AUGCGCCACGGUGGUUCUUUGGCCUUUUCUCGCUUUGCCAUCGUCACCUUUCUGGGUAGUGACACCUUUGGGGGUGCAGAAGACAAGUACUUCAUCGCUUGCCGCCUUCUCGCUUACCAGCUCCUCCACGCUGACGAAACUCGGCUUCAAGAUGAUCGGAUCGAAUUUAUCGUGGCCGUAACCCCCACUGUCAACAUCUGGAAGCGAGACCAGCUUGAAUCCGAUGGCGCCAAGGUGGUCGACGUCGAAGACGCACGUCUAGCGUGGUGGAUCAACACGGGCGUGACGCGCUGGAAGGACCAGUUCGCGAAACUGCGCAUCCUGACGUGGACCGAGUACGCCAGAAUCCUCUUCAUCGACGCCGAUACCCUUCUCCUCUCCCCGCUCGACGCGAUUUUCCACUCCAACGAGAGCAUGUAUCCCGCGCAAACGAAUUUUCAGCACCGCAAGGGCGACGAGGCCGCCCUGCCGGCCGAAUACGUGUUUCUCGCGGCGCAGGACCACCAGUUCGUGGGCGAGCGCGACCACGCCGUGCCCCCGGACCCCAUCGCGCGGCACUACCGACGCUUCAACCCGACCACGAUGGAGCAGAGCCUCUUCAACUACGCGUUUCGGCGGUGCGACGCGAGCCAAAAGGCCAAGGAGGCUUCGUCGGCGUGUCCCCGCGGCGCGACGCCCGGCCCGAUGCCGUGGGGCGAGGUGGACUGGAGGUGGUCGUCGACCUGGCCUUCGAUGGCUGAUGUGGAGGGCGGCGUGGUGAGCUUGCACGAGAAACUCUGGAAGACGGGCCCCGCGCCGUUGAGGGAUAUGUGGCAGAAGUGGAGGGUUCGGAUGGAGACGGAGCUGGGUGCUUGA